Yamadazyma tenuis ATCC 10573 is the source of this 507-nucleotide messenger RNA. RefSeq lists its product as uncharacterized. Gene Ontology annotation, molecular function: translation release factor activity. The record is from RefSeq and is a predicted model, not a curated record. Gene Ontology annotation, cellular component: mitochondrion. Gene Ontology annotation, biological process: translational termination. NCBI's taxonomy places the organism in Eukaryota, Fungi, Ascomycota, Pichiomycetes, Serinales, Debaryomycetaceae.
AAGUAUGAUGGGUAUACGAACAUCAGGACUAUGUAGAUAUCUUCUUCGACCUCAAGUCCCAUGUCGGGAGUAUGUCAUUCCCAAGAAGACUAAGUUACCCCCGCGGCCCAAGUGGCUCAUUAAAGAAGAAGACAUUGAGGAGAGUUUCAUCAAGGGAGGAAGCGGACCCGGAGGACAAAAAAUCAAUAAAACCAACAGUAAAGUUCAACUCAAACACAUUCCUACGGGUAUCGUGGUGACGUCGCAGCACUCAAGGUCACAGGAGCAGAACCGCCAGAAGGCCCGGGAGAUUCUCGCAGAAAAGUUGGAUUUGAUGGAAAAUGGACCCAAGUCACGUGUGGCGGUGGUGACUGAGCGUAAAGUUAAGUUGAAGCAGAGUAAGCAGAAGAAGAGUCAUCGCAAGUAUAGGAAGAUUGAGGAGGGACGGGCAAAGGAGAAAGAGUUUGAAGAGUUGGUUAAUAUUGAGGACGAGAUUGACCAAAUGACCGGAAGGGGAUGAAAGGCGGG